CUUAUUUUGAAACCGGUAAUACUCUUCUGCUCUGGGCGCAAGACUUCAUCCAAAGACACGAGAAAGCACAUGAAAAGCACAUUUAUGACCUACUGAAUUUAUAUUUCAAUCCGUAAUCCGAAAGAGCGUUUAACCAGGUUAUCUAAGUCAACAGAUCAUGUGGAGUCCUGAUGAAAUAGCCAGCUUGUGUUAUAGUCACUUCAAUAAACUGCCUAAAAGAGGAAAGCCAGAGGCGGGCAGAGAGUGGACUCUACUGGCUGCUGUGAUUCUGCUGACUGACAGUUCAGAGCAGGACACAGUUCACAAGCAGGUUGUGUCUUUGGGGACCGGCACCAAAUGCAUCGGCCAGUCUGCCAUGAGUAUGAAGGGUGAUGUUCUGAAUGACAGUCAUGCGGAGGUUAUUGCUCGGAGGGGGUGUGUCAGGUAUCUGACGGAGCAGCUGUUCAGGGCUGUAAGUGGCCAGAGCUCGGAUGUUUUCUGCCCUGGAUCUGAAGAGGGAAAAUGGACAGUUAAACCGGGAGUCUCUUUCCUUUUCUUCACCAGUCAAACACCCUGUGGCGAUGCCUCCAUAUUUCCUAUGACUGGCAUUCAAGCGCAGCCCUGUGAGCCUGUGAAGUCAAUCCAGAGCGAGCAAUCAGAGAGACGAGGCCUGAAACGACACGCCGAGAGUGACCUGGAAGAGAGUGACAGCCAUUCAUCCCACAGAAAAUCAGGGGAUACUGAUGAGCAUGAACUCAUAACAGAAAACAAAGAAAGUAAUCCAUUAAAUGCAGUCUUGCACUGUCAGCCGGAAGAGGAGAAAGACAUCCACCGUACAGGGGCGAAGUGUGUCCCCGCCGGCCCGGCCGACCCGCUGCAGCCUGGGUUACUGUAUCACAGCGUCGGGGUUCUGCGGCUGAAGCCGGGCCGCGGCGAGCGCACACUUUCUCUCUCCUGCAGUGAUAAACUGGCCCGAUGGGGCGUUCUGGGCUUCCAGGGUGCCCUGCUGUCUCAUUACCUGCAGGAGCCGCUCUAUUUCAGAGCUGUGGUGGUUGGAAAGUGUUCUUACAGCCGUCAGGCAAUGCAGAGAGCACUGAAAACACGAUGCUCUGAUGUGAGGGAUUUGCCGCCAGGUUUCUCCGUACACGAUCCGGAUAUUCUGCAGUCCGGUCUGGAGUUUCCUCACAACCACACACACACCGAGGCCAAACACACACACACACAGGGCAGAAUAUCUCCCUGCGGGGCAGCCAUCAGCUGGUGUGCCGUAUCCCAGCAGCCUCUAGAUGUCACUGCCAACGGUUACAAACAGGGAGUGACUAAAAAAGCUCUGGGCACAUCGCAAGCAAGGUCAUUAAUCAGUAAAGUGGAGCUCUUUCGUUCGUUUCUGAAGCUGGUGGCAGCAACCGAAGACUCUCGGCUUCCAGAGUCCCUCCGUGGAAAAGAUUUGAAGACGUACUGGGACUACAAGCAGGCUGCAGGGGCGUAUCAGCAGGCCUGGACACAGCUGCGUCUGCAGGCCUUCCCGCUGUGGCCCCGGGGCCCGCCAGAACUGAUGCUGUUUUCCUAGCGGACUGGACUUUACCAUAUCAGUGUCCUGAACGGAUCACAUGAAUAAAAGCAGUUUCUCAUACUCAAGGCUCCAGCAGAGAUCAAAUAUAUAAAUGUUUUAAAAAAUGUUGUAAAAUACUAAGUGCUACUUAAACAGUGUUGGGGAGUAAUUAGUUACAUGUAAUGGAAUUACGUAAUUUAAUUACAAAAUAAAUGGAACUAAUCUGUUACAGUUACUGAGAAAAUGUGUAAUUAAAUUAGUUACUUAUGAAAUGUUAAUGAUUGCAAAGGGGGUUACAUCUCACACAUACACAGAUUUGAUUUCUUUCUUUCCAAAAUUUCAUUGACUGCUCUAAAAUAUGAGACACCAAUGUUUUAGGAGAUUACAGAAUAGGACACUUAUUGCUUAUUCAAUAACUUAUUUGGAUUUGUCUAUAUGCUUUAUUUUUUUAAGAUUAACUUAUUUUCCCCAAGGCUUUGUUAGAUGUCAGUCUUUCCAGUUAUAACAAAUAUUUGAUUUCAAAAACAGUAAACUAUAUCUUACGAUUUUAAAUUUAGUCUCAGAAUUAUCUCAAAGUAAAAAGAGGUGCUAAAGUCUGAUUUUGUGGUGGCUGUGCUUUAAAAUUAAAUUAUGAUCUUAAAUCGAGUGAUGAAGGAUUUUGAAAGUCUGACAGUAAUCAGUGUUGAGUUCGACUGUAAGGUUAACCCGACCUGCUUUAAAUGUUUCAAAAUGAUUAACAGUUGAAAACAUUCGUUAGAAGUUUAGAAAAGUAACCAAAAAGUGAUCAAAUGUAAUCAGUUACAUUACUUUAAUAAUAAAGUAAUUGAAAUCGUUACACUACUUAUUACAUUUUAGAUGGGGUAACUUGUAAUCUGUAACCCAUUACAUAUCCAAAGUAACCUUCCCAGCACUGUACUUAAAACAGCAGAAUAAUUUGCACAGUUUACUUAGCCAGGUUGUCAUUUCUAUCUUCUAUUCUCUGUUCAUUUCUAUUAUAAAAGAUGUUAGCAGGCUCACUCUGUUCUCCAUUCAGCAAAAGUAUAUAUUGACCAGGGGCUAUAAACCAAAAAAAAAGCAAUAUGUAUAUUACGCUAUACAUUCCAAGUCUGUUAAAGUCGUACAGGAGCUUUGUGUGAGCUGAAAUUGAAGCCGUUAUUGACUGAAGAUUUUCCACUGAAAUCUCAAAUCUCAUUGACAUCAUUGAUGCCAGACACCACUGGUUUUCAAAUAUCUCAUGAUCAACCGAGUCUGAACGAGGGGAAGAUUUCCAGUGAAAAGCUAUUGUGUAACACUUUCAUAGUACGGUUUUUGUUAGACUGAAAGCCCUGGUCUUUUUUUUUGCAUUUGUGAGUUAUCAAGAGUUUUUCAGUAUCGGGUGAACUUUGCCUUAAAGCUUACUUUGGAACUGUAUAUGUUCUGGUCCAUGAGGUUUGUAUUUAUAUUAUUAAAGGAUAGUUGAAUGAAAAUUCUCACCAUGUUGUUCCAUGAUUGACCUUUUUUUUUUAUAUUUGUGAUAAAGAUUCCUUGAAAUAGUGAGUCUCAAUAAAUCAUACUGACAAUUGGUUUAUUUUCUGGUGUUGGUUUUUAUUGGUUAGGUCAUCCAGCUACCUUACCUUUCAAUUAUCUUAAAUAUAUAAUUUACAGGGGAAAAAUACAGAUAAAUUAAAACAUUAAAAGUUACUAUAUAUUCUCAGUGUCAA
Molecule: messenger RNA, 3231 nt
Organism: Onychostoma macrolepis
Lineage: Eukaryota; Metazoa; Chordata; Actinopteri; Cypriniformes; Cyprinidae
Gene: adat1
Product: adenosine deaminase tRNA specific 1
Exons: 10
Coding region: 158-1549 (463 amino acids)
Biological process (GO): RNA processing
Molecular function (GO): RNA binding; adenosine deaminase activity
Source: RefSeq, a predicted model, not a curated record